Molecule: messenger RNA, 1249 nt
Organism: Amborella trichopoda
Lineage: Eukaryota; Viridiplantae; Streptophyta; Magnoliopsida; Amborellales; Amborellaceae
Biological process (GO): poly(A)-dependent snoRNA 3'-end processing; nuclear polyadenylation-dependent rRNA catabolic process; exonucleolytic trimming to generate mature 3'-end of 5.8S rRNA from tricistronic rRNA transcript (SSU-rRNA, 5.8S rRNA, LSU-rRNA)
Cellular component (GO): cytoplasmic exosome (RNase complex); nuclear exosome (RNase complex)
Molecular function (GO): RNA binding
Source: RefSeq, a predicted model, not a curated record
UAAAGUAGCGGACAACGGGGACAUGCGUUGCCACUUUCUCCACCCACCAUUGCCGCUCGGCCCACAUAAACACGGCCCUGCAACUUCUCUCCUCCUCACCCAAAGUUCACUCUCUCCUUGUCGCUCCAGGAAACCUAAUAUCUCGCUCUGGACGGAGGAUAUCAGAUUUCAGGAAAGUCAACAGCUGGGAGAAUCUCAGGGAAACUGCAGAGAAAGUUAUCAAACGCACCUCAACUGAGUCUAGUCACAACAUGACAGAUGAAUCCUCCUCUCAUCCAAACACCCUAGUUGACCAUUGGGUGGCUCCGGGUGAUGUAGUUCUUGACCUAACCAACAUGGCGAACCAAACCCUUAAACUUGGUGGUGGACUUCGUCAGGAAUGUGAUGCUAUUAUUGUCACAAAAGCUGGGAGGUUCAAGUUCUCAAAACCCAAUAAAUAUUGGGUUGAAAGUUCCCAAAAGAGGUAUGUACCAUGUGUUGAAGACACAGUUCUUGGUAUUGUGGUUGACUCUAAGGCAGAUAACUUCUUGGUAGACAUAAAAGGACCAACCUUGGGAUUUCUACCUGUACUGGCAUUUGAAGGUGGAACUAGGAGAAAUGUACCAAAAUUUGAGAUUGGUACCGUACUUUAUCUCCGGGUGGUUAAAGCAAAUACCGGCAUGAACCCUGAGCUCUCCUGCACUGAUGCCACUGGAAAAGCCUCAGAAUUUGGACCCAUAAAAGAUGGUUACAUGUUUGAAUCUUCUACUGGUCUAGCACGCUUGCUACUGAGCCGGCCAACAUGCCCAGUUCUUGAUGCUCUUGGGAAGAAGCUAUCAUUUGAGAUAGCUGUUGGGUUAAAUGGCCGUGUUUGGGUGAAUGCAUCUUCACCAUCCACAGUAAUUUUGGUAGCAAAUGCAAUAAUGAGUGCAGAGUUUUUGAGUGGAGCCCAGCAAAGGAUCCUUGUAGAGAAGCUUCUACAGAGAGUUCAGUGAGCCAUGCCUGAGACUCCGAGAUGGUGCUUUUUAGGGUUUGAUCAACACCCUAGGAGUUGUGGCUUAUAACAAUGAAUUUUGUGCUGAUAUUUUAGCUAAGAGAUGCUAGGUUUUCAGUUUCUAUAUGGAAAAAGAGAAGCUCAGAAGGGUUUCUUUCUACUUCAUAGAAAGGGUUUGAUUUCAAGGAAUUUCCCUUCAGUACACAGUACUCAGUCCUAUAAAACUGAGCCAAGCUUCAUCUGAUCUGAGAUGAAUUUGAAUCGAAUUCUUGUCAA